Haplochromis burtoni (Burton's mouthbrooder) is the source of this 1976-nucleotide messenger RNA. Its product is annotated as tripartite motif-containing protein 16. Lineage: Eukaryota; Metazoa; Chordata; Actinopteri; Cichliformes; Cichlidae. The record is from RefSeq and is a predicted model, not a curated record. Gene Ontology annotation, molecular function: protein binding; zinc ion binding.
AGUGCCUCCCUUCACAGAUGUGUCUGUAUCAGGAUGGGUCUAAACAACAUGGUGUAAAUGCAGUUGCUGGUGAGCCUCAUUUCCUGUAGGAGGUGAACAAGAGCAGAGAUCUGUUUCCCUUCAGAGCACAGAGGUUGUUUCUGUUCAGGGAAAGUCAAACUGUCUGACAGUCACUGAGAGACGGUGAAACGGCACAGCACAUGAAUCAAAUGGACCAAAUAAAAUUCUGCUGUUCAGUCUGUUUGGAUCUACUGAAGGAUCCGGUGACUAUUCCCUGUGGACACAACUACUGCAUGAACUGUAUUAAAACCCACUGGGAUGAAGAGGAAAAGAAGAAAAUCUACAGCUGCCCUCAGUGCAGACAGACUUUCACAGCGAGGCCUGUCCUGAUGAAAAACACCAUGUUAGCAGAUUUAGUGGAGGAGCUGAAGAAGACUGGACUCCAAGCUGCUCCUGCUGAUCACUGCUAUGCUGGACCUGAAGAUGUGGCCUGUGAUGUCUGCACUGGAAGAAAAAUGAAAGCCUUCAAGUCCUGUUUAUUUUGUCUGGCAUCUUACUGUGAGAAACACCUUCAGCCUCAUUAUGAUGUGGUUCCAUUAAAGAAACACAAGCUAAUGGAGCCAUCCAAGAAGCUCCAGGAGAACAUCUGCUCUCGUCAUGAUGAGGUGAAGAAAAUGUUCUGCCGUACUGAUCAGCAGAUUAUCUGUUAUCUCUGCUCUAUGGAUGAACAUAAAGGCCACGACACAGUCUCAGCUGCAGCAGAAAGGACUGAGAGGCAGAGAGAGCUGGAGGUGAGUCGACAAAACAUCCAGCAGAGAAUCCAGGACAGAGAGAAAGAUGUGAAGCUGCUUCAACAGGAGGUGGAGGCCAUCAAUCAGUCUGCUGAUCAAACAGUGGAGCACAGUGAGAAGAUCUUCACUGAGCUGAUCCAUCUCAUCCAGAAAAGAAGCUCUGAUGUGAAGCAGCAGAUCAGAUCCCAGCAGGAAACUGAAGUGAGUCGAGUCAAAGAGCUUGAGGAGAAGCUGGAGCAGGAGAUCACUGAGCUGAAGAGGAAAGAUGCUGAGCUGAAGCAGCUAUUGAAGCAGCUCUCACACACAGAGGAUCACAUCCAGUUUCUACACAACUACCCCUCACUGUCAGCACUCAGUGAGUCUACAGACUCAUCCAGCAUCAAUAUCCGUCCUCUGAGCUACUUUGAGGAUGUGACAGCAGCUGUGUCAGAGGUCAGAGAUAAACUACAGGACAUUCUGAGAGAGGAAUGGACAAACAUCUCACUGACAGUCACUGAAGUGGAUGUUUUACUGUCAGAUCCACCAGAGCCAAAGACCAGAGCUGGAUUCUUAAAAUAUUCAUGUGAAAUCACACUGGAUCCAAACACAGCAAACAAACAGCUGUUAUUAUCAGAGGGGAACAGAAAAGAACUAAUGAAUCAACAACAGUCUUAUUCUGAUCAUCCAGACAGAUUCACUGUACGUAUUCAGGUCCUGAGUAGAGAGAGUCUGACUGGACGUUGUUACUGGGAGGUGGAGUGGAGAGGGGGAGGAGGUUAUGUAGCAGUCGCAUACAAGAAUAUCAGCAGAAAGGGAAAUGAAUGUUUUGGACAUAAUGACAAAUCUUGGUCAUUAAUUGUAAACAACAGUUAUACAUUUUGGUACAACAACAUCCAAACUCCUGUCUCAGGUCCUCGUUCCUCCAGAGUAGGAGUGUACCUGGAUCACAGAGCAGGUAUUUUGUCCUUCUACAGCGUCUCUGAAACCAUGACUCUCCUCCACAGAGUCCAGACCACAUUCACUCAGCCGCUCUAUGCUGGACUUUGGCUUUACUGCAAUUUUGGAGACACAGCUGAGUUCAUUAAACUCAAGUAGAAUGAAGUAUUUUGGUAUUGUCUAAUAUUGUUGUAUUUUACUUUUAUACAAUGGUGACAUGCUUGAAUCCCUGUUGGAUUCUGAAAUCACAUAUCUGGAUGUUUGCACUCA